Prunus armeniaca (apricot) is the source of this 645-nucleotide messenger RNA. Lineage: Eukaryota; Viridiplantae; Streptophyta; Magnoliopsida; Rosales; Rosaceae. The record is from the annotation of a GenBank genome assembly.
AUGAAGAAUUGCAUCAGAUCUCUUUGCAAUGCCAAUGUUGGUAGAGACUUCAAAAUUGGCAAGGACACCAGUCUACCUGUUACAUAUAUACGUUCCGUUGAGAACCCUUUGCAGGAUCUUGGAGGAAAACCGGCUUCAGAAAGAUCUAUUCUUGCCUUCUUUGCCGGGGGCAUGCAUGGAUAUCUCCGACCAAUUCUACUACACUACUGGGAGAACAAAGAACCUGACAUGAAAAUCUUUGGCCCAAUGCCACAUGACAUUGAAAGCAAAAGAAUUUACAGGGAAUACAUGAAGAGCAGCAAGUAUUGCAUAUGUGCCAGGGGUUACGAGGUUCACACACCUCGAGUGGUUGAGGCCAUAUUCUAUGAGUGUGUGCCAGUCAUCAUAUCAGAUAACUACAUGCCUCCUUUCUUUGAGGUAUUUAAUUGGGAGGCAUUUGCAGUUUUUGUACAAGAGAAGGAUAUCCCUAAUUUGAGAGACAUUCUGCUUUCAAUCCCAGAAGAGAAGUACCUUACGAUGAUGUCGAGUGUAAAGAUGGUGCAACAACAUUUCUUUUGGCACAAGAAACCCGUGAAGUAUGAUUUAUUUCAUAUGAUACUUCAUUCAGUUUGGUACAAUAGAGUUCUUCAGAUAAAAACCAGAUGA